Messenger RNA from Laccaria bicolor S238N-H82, 510 nucleotides. RefSeq names its product DUF292 domain-containing protein. The annotation marks the transcript as partial. Gene Ontology annotation, biological process: protein transport. Lineage: Eukaryota; Fungi; Basidiomycota; Agaricomycetes; Agaricales; Hydnangiaceae. The record is from RefSeq and is a predicted model, not a curated record. The transcript is spliced from 3 exons.
CAACUCAGGCUGGCCAGUCAAAGGCUAGGGCAGCUGCAGGCCAAGUUGGAUUCUCAAGGGAACGUAUCUCGCAAAGACAUUGCUACGUUACUCCAGCAAGGCGACGUCGCAUUAGCUCGAGCGAAGGCACAGAAAAUUAUUCAAGAUGAUAUCUUGGGAGACUUGUUGGAGACGCUUGAGAUGGAAAUUGGAGUCAUUUUGGAACACUUUAGCGAGUUGGAACAUAGCAGCCUCGCCCCAAGUCCCACCAUCGUAGAAGCUGCUUCCAGUAUUAUAUAUGCGGCGCCUUACGUCCGUUCGAAAGAUCUUGAUAUGGUUCGCAGUAUACUUAUCCAGCAUUUCGGCCCAGACUUCGCGCGUUCUGCAACUGGGAAUCGAGACAAUCACGUCUCCUCGCGAAUCGUUCGCGCUACUUCUGCGACUCUCCCCUCAGCCAGUCUACUCAAUCAGUAUCUGAAGAGUGUUGCUCAGAACUAUGGAGUGAAAUGGACGCCUGAACCACUGCGCGAG